Messenger RNA from Diaporthe amygdali, 2145 nucleotides. RefSeq lists its product as uncharacterized. Gene Ontology annotation, molecular function: magnesium ion transmembrane transporter activity. The transcript has 2 exons. Lineage: Eukaryota; Fungi; Ascomycota; Sordariomycetes; Diaporthales; Diaporthaceae. Gene Ontology annotation, cellular component: membrane. The record is from RefSeq and is a predicted model, not a curated record. Bases 1 to 2145 code for a protein of 714 amino acids. Gene Ontology annotation, biological process: magnesium ion transport.
AUGUAUCUACCGAUAUUACCAGCAUCGAUACCCGCGAGAUCCGUCACCCAAUACAUACCUGCCUAUACCUCUGCAGACUACCUGCGCGAAGGCGACAGCAAUGGAGAACCCGAAGGCCCUAGAAAGGGCCUGGAGGAGUGGUCAAGCUUGAUUGGCAUAGUCACCGCCAUCGUGGGGAACAUCCUUAUCGCCCUGGCCCUGAACGUCCAGCGAUAUGCGCAUAUCCAAUUACACAGGGAAAGGGUGCGGGAGCGAGAACGUGCAAAGCAAGCUUUGAAGAAUGCAAAGAAUGGCGGGCCACGGACUGGCUAUGGAUCGGUGGACGAGCCGCAAGAUGGUGCCAAUACACCCAAUGGAGACGACGAGGCCCAAGGCGCGCAAGAGUCGGAUCCCCUGACGCAGUCGUUCCAGUCCGGCGAUUCGCGCUGGUCCGAAAACUCGGACGACGACAUCACCAAGCAUCCCAAGAACUACCUGCAAUCGCCGUCGUGGUGGCUUGGCCAGAUUCUCAUCACCGUGGGCGAGAUGGGCAACUUCCUGGCAUAUGGUUUCGCCCCCGCGUCCAUCGUGUCGCCCCUGGGAGUCGUCGCCCUAGUCUCCAACUGCAUCAUCGCGCCCAUAGUAUUCAAGGAAAAGUUCCGCAAGCGCGACUUCUGGGGCGUGGUCAUCGCCGUGUUCGGGGCAGUAACCGUCGUGUUGAGCGCAAACACCCAGGAGACGAAGCUCGACCCGCAUGCCGUCUGGGAUGCCAUUACCACCACUGCCUUUGAGGUGUACAUGGGUGUGACCUGCGGCCUGAUUGUCCUUCUCAUGUGGCUGAGUCCCAAGUAUGGAAACCGUACCAUUUUGAUCGACCUCGGCCUCGUGGGCUUGUUCGGUGGUUACACCGCGCUAUCGACCAAAGGCGUGUCGUCCAUGCUGUCUUCAACACUACUGCGAGCUUUCACGACACCAGUGACGUAUGUGCUCUUACUGAUCCUGCUCGGUACUGCCGUCAUGCAAGUCCGCUAUGUCAACAAGGCACUGCAAAGAUUCGACUCGACGCAGGUCAUCCCCAUACAAUUCGUCUCGUUCACGCUGUGCGUAAUCAUAGGAAGCGCAGUCCUGUACAGAGACUUUGAGCGGACGACAGCAGAGCAGGCCAUCAAAUUCGUGGGAGGCUGUUUUCUCACUUUCUUCGGCGUAUUCCUCAUUACUAGCGGUAGGGAUGCGGUAGACGAGGACGAAGACAUGCUCUCCGAUGACGAAGAUGUCGAAGAGACCAUCGGUCUCGCAGAGCAGGAUCCCGAUGAGGCCCAGUCGCCUACGCAGCAGAGGCGUCGGGGUAGCGACCCCAAGAGAUCACGACGGUCCUCCCGGGUGAGCUUCAUAGAUGCCAUCAACAAGCCCUUGACAGUCCUUCAGGAAUCUGGCGUCCCAACCUCAAGAACGCCUACGACAACGUCCAAAACGUCACUUCUUCCUCCAGGAGACGCCGGCGAGUCGGCGCCAUUGUUGCGGUCACGCUCACAGGAGCCACAUUCUACACCACCAGUCCACCCAGGGAUAUCACAUGCGAUGUCAUCGGAAUCAGCAAUCUCGGUAUCCAGCGCGACACCAGUCAAUUCCGAACCGCCCACACACCCUAGCACGCCUUUGGCACAAAACUCUGCCUUACCCGCCAUCAACAUCCCCCACGAUGCCAGCCCUGUAACACCAAGGCCGCAGUCAGCAUCCAGAGCCCAUACACAUCACUUCACCGGGCCGCUGUUCUCGCCAUCCCCAUUCCACUCAACCGUUAGCGGCCUCGUCCCAUCAAACCUGCUCAAAGACGCCCACGCGGCGCGAAGGCCGCCAUCGCGGAGGAGGCCCAGCCUUCGGUCAAGCCUGUACGUGUCACAGGAUGAGCUGGCGGUGGAGCCCAUAGGAGAGGAGGAGGAGAGGGUAAUAAUGUCUGCGAUCGAGCGGAGCCGGACGGCAGACGAGUCACAGAUUCCCGGGCAGCCGGGCAAGAAAGGAGUCAGGGCCCGCGCCAAGAGCCUGACGAACUCGGUGGGGGACCUGUUCGGCGUGAGGAGGAAGCGUGAUAAUGGCUCAGUGCGUGAGGGAGAGGAAAGUGGACAGAGCAGCCAAAGGGUCGGGGACGCCAGCACGGAGACGUUGUGA